AGUACUACCAAAUGCUAGGUCACAUUUUCUCCAUCAAAUUUGACAAUCACACAGUUAUUUAUUCGUUGCCUAAAUUUUCUAUUAACAAUGAGCGAAAAUGAAGAUAGUAACGGGGAGCCGGUUUCGACCAUCGAGUCGAUAGUGGACAACAUGUUCACCCGACUGCGCAUCAUCUCUGUGGACGUGGAGAAGUUGCAGAAGGCCAAGGAGAAACUGGCGAACAUUCAGCGGCGGAACACCUUCUUCCACCUUCUGGGUCAGGAUGAGGAAGCCAGCUUUUACCGGGCCGGAAGUGAUAUGCAGGUCCUCCGCUCUAGAUAUUCUUUAAUGUCGGAAGUUAACCAUAAAUCAGACGGGGGCUCCGAGGAGGAAGUCGACUUCGAGGAGUUGAGCGAGGACCUGUGCCUAAUCCCAUUCGAGGAGGAUCGCUGGCAUGGCUACUUCAAAGGCUUCCAGAUCCUGACCUCUCCGAUGGCACCCGAUCCCAACGAGAAUCGCAAGUGUAUCGAACUUACGGCAAUGCUGAGCUGCGAACAAGAGCUCAAAAGUUAUCUUCUAAACGGAGUCCGCUGCUUCCUGAUUAAUCUUUUCGUCGGCACCCAGCAUGACAACCAGAGCCUGAUCGUGAGGGUGCGUGAGGCUGAGAUUAGUGUUUCCAAGGAGCUGGGCUUCCCGGUGACGUCCUCAGUCAUGGUAAAGCUUUCGCCGCGCCACCAGUUUACCGGCGGGUUCAGCACUCAAUUCCGCCAGGAAGGCAAGACGUCUGUCGACCUGGUGCAGGGCCAGAAGAUAAUCCUGACCGUGGACCGGGAUUACUCCGACCGGUGCAGCUCGGAUGUGAUAUAUGUGAACGCCCGCUUUCUGCUCGUCGAUGUGCAACACUUUGACUUCAUCCUGAUUGGCGAGGACAUCCAGCUGAUGGUGCGGAGCAUCCACGCGGACCACCUCAGGUGCUGUGUGGCCCGGGGCGGAGUGUUGUUCGCCUACAUGCCUGUGCUGUUUCCGGCCAGGUGUCCCCGAUUCCGGGUCUCGUACGAGGAGCUGGAGGACCUCACUUUCGCCCGAGAGGUGGGUCUGAAUGUGGUGAUUUCCCAUAUUGUGGGCACCCCGAAGUACCUGGACGAUUUGGAGCAUGCGAUGGCCGCCAUGCACUGCGAUGGAAUGCGGCUGUACGCCAGAGUGGUCCUCAAUGAGAUCCAGGGCUGCAAAGGGGAGCUAAACUGGGCCACCAAGCGCUACGAUGGCUUCCUAGUAGAACUGCAGCAGCCGGCAAUUGUUCCGGACAUCAUGCACCUCUGCCCCGACGCCGAGUGCUUCAUGCAGCUGGCCUACGCUUCGCAGAAGCCCAUCAUCUUUGAUCCGCGGCUUCUAGACGAGCAGAAGCUUAGGGUCGACCCGGCGCAUUACUACUACACGUUCUACUAUCCGGACAAGUACGUGGUUUCCUGCCCCCAGCCGAAAAUGACCUGCUACUUCCGCUACCUGCAAGACGCCAUCUUCCAGCAGAUCUGUCCACAGGCGCUGGCCAGUAGUCCCUAUUGCGAUCGCUCCCACACGGGAGCGGAUAGCCUAGCUCGGGCAGUGGUAACAGCCUCCAUGGAGGUUCAUGCGGUGUCGAUCGUCGUGGUCGGAGUGACCACGCGGAUGGUGCAGAAGAUCGCCCACUUUCGGCCGCAGGCUCCCAUCCUCUUCGUCAGCCACAUGCGCUCUGCCGAGGAUUACGUUUCGAUGUAUCACAACGUCACAAUGCUCCCAAUCCGCACCAAAUGCCUUACCGCGCAUCGCAGGAAUAUCUUCCGAAAGGCCAUCUACGGCUUGGCCUACUUGGUCACCCGCAAGAUCGCCAAGCAGAACGAUCCCGUGAUCCUGGUUUACAACCACGAAGAGGGUACUUCGUUCCCCGAAAAGUAUAUCGUCUACAAGCUUGACAAGGCUCACUUUGCCUCGCACAUGGCUGAAACUCUUUUCCCUAUGGACUACGACCAGAAGCCUCCGAGCCUCAAGGAUUUUGAGACCAAUUAGAUCC
Molecule: messenger RNA, 2026 nt
Organism: Drosophila rhopaloa
Lineage: Eukaryota; Metazoa; Arthropoda; Insecta; Diptera; Drosophilidae
Exons: 2
Coding region: 88-2022 (644 amino acids)
Biological process (GO): glycolytic process
Cellular component (GO): cytoplasm
Molecular function (GO): magnesium ion binding; pyruvate kinase activity; potassium ion binding
Source: RefSeq, a predicted model, not a curated record